Messenger RNA from Cyprinodon tularosa, 6601 nucleotides. Its product is annotated as mucin-5AC-like. Lineage: Eukaryota; Metazoa; Chordata; Actinopteri; Cyprinodontiformes; Cyprinodontidae. The transcript is spliced from 34 exons. Gene Ontology annotation, molecular function: G protein-coupled receptor activity. Bases 9 to 6536 code for a protein of 2175 amino acids. The record is from RefSeq and is a predicted model, not a curated record. Gene Ontology annotation, biological process: G protein-coupled receptor signaling pathway; cell surface receptor signaling pathway. Gene Ontology annotation, cellular component: membrane.
UGACAACAAUGACAGAGGAAAUGCCAAGUACAACAUUUCCUCCAACCACAACAUAUGAUCUGGUGGAAAUUGAUGUGAUGCUUGAACUGAGGAUUCCUCUCUCCAGUGUCCAAGCUGAUAUUCUUGAUUUAUUUAGAAAGACUCUGAAAAAUGAAACCUUCCCUAUAACCAUCUCCCAAUCUUUGGAAGUAAAAGAGUUGCUGUUUACCACAGCCUGCUCUCCAAACUCCACUAACGGACUCAUUUGUAAUUGUGAGGAUGGUUUUGCUUGGCCAUGUGAGAUGUGCAACAACAGUAAUUCAUGCAGUGAUGUCAGAGGUCAGACCUGUACAUGCAUUUAUGGACUUCCAUCUGACAAUGAGUUCUGUCAGCCAAUCACAAAUAACUCUUUCUGCCCAACCGCUACUCCAGUAUUGACAACAAUGACAGAGGUAAUGCCAAGUACAACUCCAUCUCCUCCAACAACAACAUAUGAUCUGGUGGAAAUUGAUGUGAUGCUUGAACUGAGGAUUCCUCUCUCCAGUGUUCAAGCCGAUAUACUUGAGUUAUUUAGAAAGACUCUGAAAAAUGAAACCUUCCCUAUAACCAUCUCCCAGUCUUUGGAAGUAAAAGAGUUGCUGUUUACCACAGCCUGCUCUCCAAACUCCACAAACGGACUAAUUUGUAAUUGUGAGGAUGGUUUUGCUUGGCCAUGUGAGAUGUGCAACAACAGUAAUUCAUGCAGUGAUGUCAGAGGUCAGACCUGUACAUGCAUUUAUGGACUUCCAUCUGACAAUGAGUUCUGUCAGCCAAUCACAAAUAACUCUUUCUGCCCAACCGCUACUCCAGUAUUGACAACAAUGACAGAGGUAAUGCCAAGUACAACUCCAUCUCCUCCAACAACAACAUAUGAUCUGGUGGAAAUUGAUGUGAUGCUUGAACUGAGGAUUCCUCUCUCCAGUGUCCAAGCUGAUAUACUUGAGCUAUUUAGAAAGACUCUGAAAAAUGAAACCUUCCCUUUAACCAUCUCCCAAUCUUUGGAAGUAAAAGAGUUGCUGUUUACCACAGCCUGCUCUCCAAACUCCACUAACGGACUAAUUUGUAAUUGUGAGGAUGGUUUUGCUUGGCCAUGUGAGAUGUGCAACAACAGUAAUUCAUGCAGUGAUGUCAGAGGUCAGACCUGUACAUGCAUUUAUGGACUUCCAUCUGACAAUGAGUUCUGUCAGCCAAUCACAAAUAACUCUUUCUGCCCAACCGCUACUCCAGUAUUGACAACAAUGACAGAGGUAAUGCCAAGUACAACUCCAUCUCCUCCAACAACAACAUAUGAUCUGGUGGAAAUUGAUGUGAUGCUUGAAGUGAGGGUUCCUCUCUCCAGUGUCCAAGCUGAUACACUUGAGUUAUUUAGAAAGACUCUGAAAAAUGAAACCUUCCCUAUAACCAUCUCCCAAUCUUUGGAAGUAAAAGAGUUGCUGUUUACCACAGCCUGCUCUCCAAACUCCACUAACGGACUAAUUUGUAAUUGUGAGGAUGGGUUUGCUUGGCCAUGUGAGAUGUGCAACAACAGUAAUGUAUGCAGUGAUGUCAGAGGUCAGACCUGUACAUGCAUUUAUGGACUUCCAUCUGACAAUGAGUUCUGUCAGCCAAUCACAAAUAACUCUUUCUGCCCAACCUCUGCUCCAGCAGGGCCAACAAUGACAGAGGCAGUGCCAAGUACAACACCAUCUCAUCCAUCAACAGCUUAUGAGGUGCUUGAUGUGGUCUAUGAAGUGUUCAUCCCAGUGACCAGCGCCCCACCAAGUUUACUUGACUUGUUCAGAAGGACUCUAAAAAAUGAAAGCUUCCCUUUAAUCCUCUCACCUUCAUUAACAGUAAUAGAACUAAAUCUAACCAAAGUCUGUGAGCCAAACUCCAAUUAUGGCCUGCAAUGUAAAUGUGAGGAUGGUUUUGCCUUGCCAUGUGAUAUGUGCAACAGCUACAAUUCAUGUAGUAGUGACAGCAGUCAAACCUGCACAUGCAUAUAUGAACCUUCCUUUGUUGACCAGUACUGCCAGCCAAUCACUGAUUUCCUUCUGUGUCCUGGUACAUUGAAUACAACAACCGCACCAGUGGUGACAAAUGCAACAACACUAGAAAUAAUUGUUGAGACCAAAUCAACAACAGAGCCAGAAAUGACCACGGUGACAAACGCAACUACAAUGCCAGAAAUGACCACAGUGACAAACGCAACAACAAUGCAAGAAAUCACCACAGUCACAAACGCAACAACAAUGCCAGAAAUCACCACGGUGACAAAUGCAACAACAAUGCCAGAAAUGACCACCGAGAUAAACGCAACAACACCAGAUGUGACCACAGUCACAAAUGCAACAACAAUGCCAGAAAUUACCGCACUCACAAACGCAACAACAACCCCCGAAAUGACCGGAGAUGCAAACGCAACAACAACCCCAAAAAUCACCACAGUUGCAAACGCAACAACAACCCAAGAAAUUACCAGAGUUGCAAACACAACAACCCCAGCAUUGACCACAGUUGCAAACGCAACAACAGUGCCAGACAUGACCACAGUGACAAACGCAACAACAAUGCUAGAAAUGACCACAGUGACAAAUGCAACAAAAAUGCCAGAAAUGGCCAAAGCGACAAACGCAACAACAAUGCCAGAAAUGACUACAGUGGCAAACACAACAGCAGUGCCAGACAUGACCACAAUGACAAACGCAACAACAAUGCCAGAAAAUACCACAGUGACAAAUGCAACAACAACGCCAGAAAUGACCACUGUGACAAACACAACUACAAUGCCAGAAAUGACCACAGUGACAAACGCAACAACUCCAGAAAUGAAAACUGUGACAAAUGCAACAACAACCCCAGCAAUGACCACAGUUGCAAACGCAACAACAGUGCCAGACAUGACCACAGCGACAAACGCAACAACAAUGCUAGAAAUGACCACAGUGACAAAUGCAACAAAAAUGCCAGAAAUGACCAAAGCGACAAACGCAACAACAAUGCCAGAAAUGACUACAGUGGCAAACACAACAGCAGUGCCAGACAUGACCACAGUGACAAACGGAACAACAAUGCCAGAAAAUACCACAGUGACAAACGCAACAACAACGCCAGAAAUGACCACUGUGACAAACACAACUACAAUGCCAGAAAUGACCACAGUUACAAACGCAACCACAAUGCCAACAAUGACAACAUUGACAAACACAUCAAUGCCAGAAAUGACCAUGAUGACAAACACAACUAUGCCAGAAGUGACCGGCGUGAUAAACGUAACAUCAGACAUGACAACUGUGACAAAUAUUACAACAUUGGAAAUGACAACAGUGACCAACACAACAACAAUGCCAGAAAUAACCAUGGUGACAAACACAACUAGAAAUCCAGAAAUGACCACAGUGACAAACGCAACAACUCCAGAAACGAAAACUGUGACAAAUGCAACAACAACUCCAGAAAUUACCACAGUGACAAACUCAUCAACUCCAGAAAUAAAAACUGUGACAAAUGCAACAACAACUCCAGAAAUUACCACAGUGUCAAACGCAUCAACUACAGAAAUUACCACAAUGACAAACGUAACAAUGCCUCAAAGAACCACAGGGACAAACUCAACAUCACCAUCAGAAAUUACUGUGGUGACAAAUGCAAAAAACACUAUACAAAUUACCACACAGACAAACACAACAACAUUGCCAGAGCUUACAAUAAUAACAACCCUAAGAACACCAGAUAUGCCAAUAGUGACAAACUCAACGCAAAUCAUUGAAACAGUAGACAAAACAACAGCUGCUGUCUUUACUGUAAAAGAAAGCUUUACUCUAAACAUGGACUUUCAGGACUCAUACAAUAACCCAACCAGUGAUGUUUAUAAGGAUAUUUAUGCUUCUGCUGAAACAAAUUGCCAGGAAUACAUGUCAAAAGAUUGCAGUGUGCAGGGUCUAAACUUUAGGUCUGGAAGCACCAUCGCUGACUUUUCUCUCAGCAGUUCUUCUCAGGAUGCAUCACAACUUCAAUUAGCAAAAGACGAAAUGUUAAAUCAACUGGCAGAAAAAUAUCCUGUGGACAUCUUCAGUAACACAUUAUAUAUGUCAGUUGGCGAAGUUACUUCAGAGGAAAUAAUUGCUGGGGACUAUGUAACUCUGACAUGUGGACCUCCUCCAACUAAUUUUGGGUUAAAUCUAAGGGUGGUUUGGACACUUGAUGGAACAGUCCUCCAAACAAUUAAACCCAGUGAUGACGGGACCUCGAAAUACAAAAUCUCACCAUUCUUUAAAAUUCAUGAUGGGCAAUAUACCUGUAAGAUGAGCCGUGCAGAUGGUGCCACUUUCACACAGAGCAGAAACCUAAAGUCUAAACCAGCACCCCUGAUCACUGUUAAACCAAUAAUUGGAUCAUUGAAAUGUCCUGGUUCUCUGACACUAGAGUGUUCUGUUAGAGGAGACUACCAGGUUGAAUUUAAGGGCCUGGACCCUCCAAGUUCUAGCCCAGAUUCAAAAAUCAAAUAUGAGUAUCAAGCCCCUGAUGGAUGUACCCCAGAGGAAAAGACAAUAACCUGUCAAGUAACAACAAAGCCAGAGGUUAAGAAAAUCAUUAAACUGACAUUAAACCCAAACGUUCUUUGUGAAGGUGAUGAUGUAUUCAGUGCUGGACCUGAAGGUUUUUUUGCUGUUGGUCCCUGUAAAGAGGGUAUGGUGGGAAACAAAACCGCAGUUUGUAAGGCUGAUGGCACGUAUGGAGAUAUCCAGGACAACUGCGUCCUAGAAGUUAUACAGAACCUGCUUGAUCAGUCAGAGGAACUGGAUAAAGUCACCCUGCCAGGAUUCUUGGAAACCCUCAAGGAUGCAACUAUCAACAACACAAAGACAAUAACUGAUUCUCCAGCAACCAUCAACGCAAUGGUUAACAUCUUAGAAAAUAUUGCUCGAAGGGUAGAUUUUUUAAAUAUCACAAUAAAUGAAGAAUCCACAAGGAACAUCCUGGAAAGUACCGGAGUUCUCACCACUGAUGCUGCAAAAAAAUCAUGGGAUCAACUGAACAGUAAUAAUACAGGAACCAGAAAUGCCAGCUCUUCGUUUUUAAGGGCUUUUGAAGGAAUAACAGCUCAUGUUGUCAAUGAACCUUUGAAAAUAAAUACACAAAAUAUAAUUUUCACCAAAACUAAUUUCACAAACAUUUUCAACGCGGACUUUAAUUCCUCAGUGGAGGUAGAGAUACCAGAACCUGGGGGAGAGAAGCAGUCAAUUUCAGUGAUACUAUUUGCAUCCAUGGACAACGUUCUUCCUGUGAGAGAAAAAACAAAUACAUCAUCCAGUGUUAUCAAUGGAAGAGUUGCACUUAUCCAGCCAGAAUCAGAUCUUACGAACAUAUCAAUAGCUUUUGAUGUAAUUAAUGAAACCCUGGGAAACCCUAAAUGUGUUUUUUGGGAUUUCAAACUGUUUGAUGGUCUUGGAGGCUGGAGUGAGGAUGGCUGCUCCUUUGUAAUGAGUGAAAAUGGAUCAGUCACCUGCAACUGUAACCAUACCACCUCGUUUUCUAUUCUAAUGUCACCCUCCAGCUAUACUGAUCCUCCGUUGGAAUACAUCACCUACAUUGGACUUGGAAUCUCUAUGGGUUCUUUGAUUAUAUGCCUAAUCAUUGAAGGCAUUGUAUGGAGAAAAAUAAGAAAGAACACAACAUCGUACUUGCGUCAUGUGUCUAUUGUUAACAUCGCUGUGUCUCUCCUGAUUGCAGACAUUUGGUUUUUCAUUGGAGCGGCCAUUUCAAAGACAAAAAAUGCACCAGCAUGCACAGCAGCUACCUUUUUUAUCCAUUUUUUCUACCUGGCUCUGUUCUUCUGGAUGCUAGCCUCAGCCCUGUUGUUGCUCUACCGUAUGGUCAAUGUCUUUGAUGGAGGGCUGUCUAAAGCAUCUAUGCUGGCCAUUGGAUUCUCUUUGGGAUAUGGUGCACCACUGAUCAUUGCAACAAUAACUAUAGCUGUAACUGCUCCUUCAAAAGAAUACAUCAGAGGCAAUGUUGUCUGUUGGCUCAACUGGGACGAGUCCAAAGCUCUUUUGGGGUUUGUGAUACCUGCACUUCUGAUAGUGGCCGUGAACCUUAUAAUCCUGAUUGUGGUGAUAUUCAAAAUGUUAAGGAGAAGAUCAGGGGAGAAUGCUGCCCAAGCAGGAGAAAAGCAUGUCCUGCUGGUGAUUGCCAGGAGUCUGGCUGUUCUAACACCAUUUUUUGGAAUAACUUGGGGUUUAGGAGUUGGAAUCAUGUUUAGUCCAAACAACAGAGGGAUCCACAUUACAUUUGCACUGUUCAAUUCCCUGCAGGGUUUCUUCAUUUUGGUGUUUGGAACUCUAUUGGACAGAACAGUGCGGUCAGAGAUCAGAAAAUCUCAGAGAUCUACCUCGCAAACAAGAACAAGGAGCACAAGUGCUGGAACCAUAUCCAGUGGAUUUGGAAACCUUUUCAGGAGAUUCAGAAAAGGAAAACGCUCUACAAGUGGCUACCAGGUGUCAUCUAAUGGAUCCAUGGACUCAUCCUCCAACACUUAAUACAUUGCAAAGAAAAUUAUGGUUAAUUUGAUAAGACUGUCCAUGCCAUAAUUCAAUUAUUUAAA